AUGCCCGGCACGCCCAGCCUGCUGCCUCCGCUGCUCGCCCUGCUCUGCCUCGGGGCCGCCGACCCCAAGCCCGACCCCGACCGCGACCCCGACGAGCCGUGGUGCCCCUACAAGGUGGGCGGCGAUGGCGGGGCGGGGGCGCGGCUCUGCUUCCGCCCGCCGGCCCGCGGCUUCCAGUGCGCGGCUCGGGGCUGCCGCGCCCACCGCUCCGCGGGCGGCGCGCUGGUGGCCAACGUGCUGCGGAACGGCAGCGUGCUGCUGCAGUGGGGGCUGCGGCACUGGGGGCCUCCGCCGCCGCGCCCCGCCGCCGCCCUGCGCGGCUUCCAGCUCAACUGCUCGUGGGACGGCACCUACACGCGCUUCCCCUGCGACAGCGUGGAGCUGGGAGCCGCGUGUCGCGAUUAUCUGCUGGCCGAGGCGCACGGCAGCGUGCGCUACCGCCUGUGCCUGCAGCCGCGCUUCGCCCCGCCGCGCCCCGCGCCGCCCGCGCAGUGCGUGGAGUUCCGCGUGGAGCCCGCGGCCAUGCGCGACAUCGUGGUGGCCAUGACGGCCGUGGGGGGAUCCAUCUGCGUGAUGCUCGUCUUCAUCUGCCUGCUGGUGGCUUACAUCACCGAGAACCUCAUGAGCCCCCGCGGAGGACACGCGGCCGCCGCUCCGCGCCGCGCGUAGUGCGGGAGGGGAUGGCGGUGAUGAUGGUGAUGGUGAUGGUGAUGCCGUGCCGAGGAACGCGGGGCUGGCGCCGGGCAGCUCCCGCAGCCGUCGUUCCGGCGCUUUCCGGCGUGGGAAGAGGUUUUCCAGACUGUUCUGGCGGCGUUGGGUUUGCCAUGCCCGAAUUUCCAGGACGUGCGUUUCCAGCGGAGUUGGGAGCUCUUCUUGCUCCUGGGGUGGCUUCUCAGCCACAGCCGUUCGUGGUGACUGAACUCGUGGCGUCUCAGCGGAUCAAAAAACAGUGGCAGAUGUCCACAAAUGCCAGAAAUUGUCUGUUUCUAAGGGCAAGCGGCAGAUCCUAGCGAGGGCCUGUUUGAAAAGACUCUUCAGAACACCCUUAUUUUAAACCUAAAACCUCUUGGUCUUAGACCUGUGCUUGAUUUUUUUUCCUGUGGGGUGAAGUUGUUUGAAGUUCAGGAGAACUGACUGGUGGAACGGCAAAACCCACAGCUAAGUGUGUGUUUGAUCCAAAGUCCGCUUAAUCUCGUGUUUUAGGUGGGUUUUGUGUCAAAUUUUGGGGGCCUAGACUGGCCACUGUCCAAAAACCACGGGGGUUUUCUGGUCGAGGGUUUUCUGGUUGGCUCCAGCGACAUCAACAUCCAAACACCUGCUUUUCUCCCAUCAGAACUGUGUCAUAGCUUCACGAAGAGUGAAGGUAAAGGGAUAAACUGAGUAAGAAAACUCCAUUUGGUUGGGCAAGCAGGAACCAACCCUUAAUUAUAAGUAAGAUAUAAAUGAACACCCCCUCUUGCUCCCCUGAAAUCCCCUCCUUUAGCAAUGCAGCUGCACUAAGGUAGAAGCUUCCUGACCACAGAACUCACUGAUGUUGUAGCCGAGUGUUUUGAGCGUAGGAACACUCCCCGUUAACUCCUCACUUGAUGCUGUAGUAAAGUUUUAGCCAUACUCUAGUACUGAUUCUAUUGUGCCUUAGUGCUGAGAAUUUGUCCCAUUUCUAUUGGUGUACCCGUUCCUGUAGUCCUCGUAGUUAAGCGUAUCUCCCUGGCGUUCUCGUCUCUGGAAUUAGUGGUUGUUGGUUUGUCUGAUUGUUUCCUUAAAAAGAAAAAACCAACUUGGGCUGAUCAUUACUUGAAAUUUAGUAUAUACAAAGUAGUUACCCUCAGAGAGGUAUUUAGCGAGGUAGUUUUUUAGUACGUGUUGUUUGUAUGUAGUUGACUACUGUAACACAAAAAAAUAAUAAUUAUCACUUAGGAACUGUGCACCUAAAGCAAAAAAUAAAGUAGGGGAGAGGCUCUGCUGUGAAGGGAUUGUUGCUGUUAAAAUAUGUCAGGUUCACUCACGAUCUGUUUGUGUAAAUGUUUAGCACUGGUGAACGACCUGUUUGCUUUUCUUUGUGAAAGUCGUUUGUGAAGUUUUAGACUCGGUGGUAGAGGCUAAAUAUAGGGAGUGUGUGAAAUCCUUAAUAAUACACAGUAUUUGUCCUGAACAUAAUCCCUUCAAGAACUUGGGAGUGGCUGAGGAGCUGAAGAUCUGCAUUUCAUCGGGCAGAAACACCUUUUUCUUUGUUAUUCCUGCUGUGUUUCCAUUCUCACGUGCAGCUGACUCCAGUUGAGUGUUCUGUGUUUAUCACUUCGUACUUGAUUGAAGCAGCUCAUUGAUGCCAUCAUUUUUGGGGUUUUAUCCCUAACGAGAUCGACUGCUGGAAGAAAAGGCGAUUUUUAAGAACAUCAAGGCUCAUUUUGGUCUUUUAAAGGUUUCAAGUCAGCCUUUGCUGUAGCCAGUUCAGCACUGGACCAUCGGAGUGCCACUGAUUUUGUACAUCUGUGUCACCUUUUGUCAGCCAGUGUCACUGUUCUGUUCCUCAUCCUGUCAUGAAUUGCCAGAUGUGAAAACCAGCUGUAUAAACAGUGAGCCUUGUACCACAUUGGCAUUGAACUUAAUAAAUUAAGAGGAUAAUGAAAAGAAAUUAAAAUUUCAUCAAUAUUUAAAGGUUCCAGAUCUUGCUUGACUCAAAGUGAGUCUGCCCAAACUGGUCAUAAUAAUAUUCCAUUGCCUGCUACAAAAUUGUGACAGCAUUAAUGGGAAAAUAAGAGAUUUAUUCUCUGAAUGCUGGAUUUUAUUUACUAGAGGUUUGGACUGUAGAUAACUGGGUAAUUCAGGUGGUAGCACCGAUGCAAGUGUGAGGAAAUGGAAAUUUAAUUUACGGUUUUGAACGUGGCUGUCUUCAGUAAGACACCUCUGCAGGCAAUAAUGGAUACAGUGACCUGCUGAAACAGCAGCUAGGAGGUACUAAAGAGAUGUUUUUGUAGUCAUUUCACAUUUUUAUUCAUCAGUCUCUGGGGAUUGCAUUGCAACAGCAUGCAGGGCAGAGGGUAGAAGAAAAAUAUAAAUCCUGAUAGAAAAAAAUAUGCAAUUUUCUAAAGGAUUCUUUUCCUAUUUUUUGUUUUUUCCUUUUCCAUGCAUUAUAAAUGGGAUGUGGGAGACAAUAUCUCAGCUUCUCAUUCAUUUUCAGUGGCUAAAGCUUUAAUUGAACACAUCUGGGUGUGUGGAAAAGAAAAUCAAGAGUAUUCCCCGUUUGAUUUUAUGUGACAUUGAGCAAAAUACCCGUUGGCCCAUUGAUAACUGGACUUUUUCCUUCUAUCACCGUAGAAAUUUCCUCCACCAUGAGUGUAGGCAUUUCUUGUGAUAAUAAAAGGGAAAAUUACAUGUACACAGACUUGAUACUAAUUCAGCUGCCACAAGCGUUAGUGAGACUGCACAGUUAAAGCUUUCUGUGGUCUUUGCAGCAAUUCCCAAAACGUGCAGAGUAGCUUGUGGAGUGAUAAUCCAUCCUGGCCUGUCCAGGCAGCAAUAAAGAAGUGGCAGAAUGCUGAUUUAUAUCUGCCAAGAAGC
Messenger RNA from Hirundo rustica (Barn swallow), 3558 nucleotides. It is a transcript of the gene FNDC10, whose product is annotated as fibronectin type III domain containing 10. The record is from RefSeq and is a predicted model, not a curated record. The transcript has a single exon. NCBI's taxonomy places the organism in Eukaryota, Metazoa, Chordata, Aves, Passeriformes, Hirundinidae. The coding region runs from base 1 to 669 and encodes 222 amino acids.